Molecule: messenger RNA, 894 nt
Organism: Mycena indigotica
Lineage: Eukaryota; Fungi; Basidiomycota; Agaricomycetes; Agaricales; Mycenaceae
Exons: 9
Coding region: 1-894 (297 amino acids)
Source: RefSeq, a predicted model, not a curated record
AUGCUGUCUUGUUUGUCGAUUCUGCUUGCGUUCACAGUUGCCCUGGUCGCCGGCGCCGACGGCGUCAGCACCAAUGCAACUUGCAGUAGUGCGUUUGCGUGGUCGUUCAAUUCGCUCGGUCAAACGCCCUGUCUCGUUGCUGCAUAUCUAGGCUCGACGUGCAAUAACGGAUUGUUCAUGGUCCCGGCGCUUACUUCACAGAACAACGGGUAUAUUGGGCCGACUGUGAGCCAGGCAGCGGCGAGUGAGCAAUGUGCAUGCUCGAGCGUGUUCUACUCGCUGCUGAGCGCAUGCGCGGAUUGCCAAAGCGGCUUGGUUAUUCCAUGGGACACCUUCAAGACAAACUGCAGCCAAGUUUUCGAGGCGGUAUUCGCGAAAAGCAUUCCGACUGGCACCAGUGUACCACAUUGGGCAUAUCAAAAUUUUCCUUCUGGCGGAAGUUUUAAUGCGACAUUGGCGCAACUGCAACUAAACGCACCUGAAUCAACCUCUACUCCGACCGCGACUUCGGCCCCUCCUGCGGCAUCUUCACAUCCAUCUUCUAAGAAGUCCAAGGCCGGGCCAAUAGCAGGCGGUGUUGUGGGAGGAAUCGCAGCCCUGGUUUUACUUGGUAUCGCCGUUUUUUGGUUCUUGCGUCAGAGAAGACGGGGCGGCACCCUUGUCCCCGGUUCGGUGAGCAUUCGCAGCACGGGCACAGGCGAGAUAACUCCGUACACCUCUGCUAACCCGACGCCGAAACUCUACAACCCCGCUGAUCCUUCAACAUUUCCUUCGUCUCCGUCAACGAGGAUGUAUGCAGGAAGUAGAGUCCACAGCCCAUCCGCAUCAGGAGGGACGAUGACAGAGUUGUCGAUGCAUCGCACUACACAGUAUAGUGGUGCCCCAGAGGUUUAG